UGGACACGGUUAUCUCCCUUUCAUUCAGUUCAACCAUUUGUACUGAUUCGUUGUAAUCGGAAGUGUAUUUUAUUAUUUCAUUCUUUCAUAGAUUAUGUAAAGAAAAUCAAGUUAUGGUAAAUGAGUGAACGUUAGAAAAACCGGUGUACCGCUAAACCAUGGCCAAACCUGUCUUUAAUAUAUGCGAAUGGCCGGCAUCUUUGUACAAUAACAAGAAAAGACGAUGGAAUUAUGGCACAUUGGUAGUAACGGCAGAGGAAAUAGUGUUCACCCAACAAAAUAACAGUGGUAAAAAUGAUGAACUAAUUUCAAUACCAUAUGAGGAUUUGAUAGAUGUAAGAAAAUCUACAACUGGUCUUGUAUUUGGAGCUAUUUUUAUCGUAACUAAAGAAAAUGAGAAGAUCUGGUUUUCAUCUUUGCCUGAUCGGGAAGGCGUUUAUGGAACAUUGAAACAUUUCUGGCAAGCAAAGCUCUUUCAGAAAAGCAAUAGCGCAAUGAAAAAUUCCAAAGGACAGAAGACAAGGAUGGGGCAGAAAUUGCUCGGAAUUGUUAAAGACUCAGAGCAGACAUUAUCAAAUGCUGCAGUUCAACUGUAUGAUCAAGGCAAACAGAUAGAUCAUACUAUGGAUGUAAUGGCCGACCUUCAUAAUGACCUUGACAUUGCUGACAAUCUUGUCAAGGACAUUGAUAGUUGGAUUGGGAGAUGGCGUUUACCAUCCGAGUAUAAAACUGUUGAUCCAGUAGUUGUUAAUAAGAGCGACAUUCCAGAGGUUUUCGAAUAUGAAAUACUGUUUACGAAGCUUGAAAUAAGUCGGGCAAACACUAGACAGGUUGGGAGUUUAAGGAUCUCUAACGAUGGUUUGACCAUUUUGAAUAUAAAAAUGAAGACAGAGUUUCAUUUUAGAUGGGCUGAUGUAUCCAAGCUGCGUGUCGUGACACCGUGGGAAUUGAUGGUGAUAAAAUAUCAGAUUGGAAAGCCUGACCUAGUUUAUGGUCUUGUCAGUGCUAAUAUGGUAGCUAUUUUGAAAUUACUGGAUAACUGUGCUAAAUACAAGCUUACAUAUGAUACUCCACCCGAACCAAUUCUUUGCACUAGACAUCCACAGACCACCAGGGAGAAAGAGUCCUUAUACACUACAGAAGACAAAGACAAUGUAACAUCAGGUGCUAGAGGGUCUGUUGACUCUACAAGAUUAAUGGGCGUGGACCAGAUUCAAAUUGACCAAUCACAACAAGUUGUGAGUGAAAGUGAGGCUGACGAAAUCAGCAGAACAUUGGGUGGACUGAAAUCAUUGGAUCUGGCAGUUCACUAA
Ruditapes philippinarum (Manila clam) is the source of this 1313-nucleotide messenger RNA. RefSeq names its product synaptosomal-associated protein 47-like. The record is from RefSeq and is a predicted model, not a curated record. The coding region runs from base 159 to 1313 and encodes 384 amino acids. NCBI's taxonomy places the organism in Eukaryota, Metazoa, Mollusca, Bivalvia, Venerida, Veneridae. The transcript has 3 exons.